Molecule: messenger RNA, 2989 nt
Organism: Mesocricetus auratus (golden hamster)
Lineage: Eukaryota; Metazoa; Chordata; Mammalia; Rodentia; Cricetidae
Gene: Marveld1
Product: MARVEL domain containing 1
Exons: 2
Coding region: 235-756 (173 amino acids)
Biological process (GO): myelination
Cellular component (GO): membrane
Molecular function (GO): structural constituent of myelin sheath
Source: RefSeq, a predicted model, not a curated record
GAGGGGACGGCCAAAGAGCGGGUAGGAGGGCUGGAGAGAGCCAGAGAGAAAGAGGAGGAGAGAGGGAAGGAAGAAGGGUGGAGAGGAGAAGCAGAGCCGAGGACUAGGAGCAGAGGAAGGCGCACAGGCCGCAGCGGGAGCAGCGGGCUCGGGGCCGGGCCGCCCCCCCGCGAGCAAGGCGCAGCCAUUCCGCUGCUCGGGGCGCCGCCGCCGCCGCCACCGCGUCCGGGGGCCAUGCUCCCUCCACCCCCGCGCCAGCCGCCGCCCCAGGCGCGCGCGGCCCGCGGAUCCCUGCGCCUGCAGCGGGCCUUCCUGCGCGGCCCGUUGGGCGUGCUGCGUCUGUUGCAGCUGCUGGCGGGAGCCGCCUUCUGGAUCACCAUCGCUACCAGCAAGUACCAGGGCCCAGUGCACUUCGCGCUCUUCGUGUCGGUGCUCUUCUGGCUGCUCACCCUGGGGCUCUACUUCAUCACGCUGCUGGGCAAGCAGGAGCUGGUGCCCGUGCUGGGCUCGCGCUGGCUCGUGGUCAACGUGGCACACGACCUGUUGGCCGCUGCCCUCUACGGGGCCGCGACGGGCAUCAUGAUCGACCAGACACAGCGACACAGCUACUGCAACCUCAAGAGCUACCGGCUGCCUUGCGCCUACCAUGCCUUCCUAGCGGCCUCCGUCUGCGGCGGCCUCUGCCUUGGCCUCUACCUGCUCUCGGCGCUCUACGGCUGCUGCCGUCGCUACCAGGGCAAGGAGGAGGUGGUGUGAGGCCACUCGCUCCACUGCGGCCCAGAUCGGUGCGGGGAUCCCUCCCGAGCCCUUCCUGCCGCCCCCGCCCCGUACCGGUGCGCCCCUGCACCCUCUCCCUGCCUGUGUUUCCACUGUUCGCGCCCUGGAUCCCCGACGUUCAGUUCCAGUCUGACUGCUGCACCACAGCUUAGCCCAGAUAUCAGCUUCCAGGGACCAGCGCAGCUAUCCGAGGCGCUGACACACAUACUCAGAUGGGCCGCUCCAGGAGAAGCCUGGAAGUCCCUUUCCCCAUUCCUUGUCCGGAGCUAGACGUGGACAGGCGCCGCCGCGCCGCGUAGAUCCGGCGGAGGCCCCCAAAUUGGAACCAGUCUUUGGACUGCGCCUCUGCUCCCUCCCUCCUGCCCUGCAGUCGGAAGAGCAUCCCUUCCCUGCCCCCUCUUCCAGCCUGGGGUGGUGUAGAAUGCAGUCAGGCAGUUGCAGGUGGAGCCGGGGACAAGCCUUAGCUGGUGCUGGAAUGAAUGACGUCUUUAGUUGUAGUUUGGAUCUCUCCCUGCGCAGCCCUACAUCAUCGAAGUUUUUGGGUGGGGCCAGCUACAGGAGUGGUGGAGAGCAAAGGCCCGCGGACUGUACCUUACUAAACAACGCGCGCUCACGUCUCUCCGCAUUUAUACUUGGGGUUCAUUCAGACUAGGCCAAAUGUGCUGUCACUCACCAGCUUCUGCUGCACCCUAUCCUUAAAUAUGUUUGUGUUAGGGAUCCUGCGUAACCAACGGCGAUUGUUAAGAUGAUGCCCACCCCUUCGGGGACCCAGAUCCCGCUCUGGGAACAGCCAUUUUAAGAUAAGAGCCACACUUUUCCCUCUAAAGCAGUAGGUUGCCUAGGGAACCACUCAGGUACUACCUCCAAAAGAAGACUUAGAAGGCAAACGGGCCUGCCAGUGGCGCUGUCUUCCCCUGCACAUUCAGUGUUUGGUAGCAUAAUGAGGUCUCUGAGAAUCCGCAGGUACACGCCCACACAUGGUCAUUUAGUUCACUGAACUACUACUGGGCCCGAGCCAUUCCCACCCCCAAGACUGCCCCAUGCUGUGUGGGUCCCACAGUUUGACCCAGUGAAGACUGGGAAGCUCCCCUUUCCCUGGGAGUUUCUCUAACGCGGCGGGGCACCCAAUGACAAAAGAGCUGGGUGUCCUUCACCAUCCGGAGGCCUGAGAACUGCUGGUUCUUUCUUAUCACUGGGAAAAUGAAGCUAAGGAUAUCCAGGUGGUCUCCCAGUCUGAAGGACAGUCCCUCGCAAGAGAUCCUGGCGUUGACUCUGAGCAGCUGGUGGGGUGAGCUCUCCCACCAAAUUGAGAAUUCUCUGGACCUGAGGUGGACAGCUGGUGCCACCUCUAAGGUUUCCAAGUAGCUGAGGCCUCAAAGACUCCCAGAGUGGUCAAACUGCCACAGCCCUGCCUGCUUGACUGCACUAGUCUACCUGGGGCCAGCAGAAGACCUCUGCUGCCGUGGGGCAGGUGGGGAGCAAGAAGUCUCUCCUUCUCACUGUCUGGUGAAGAACCACAGUGGGGAAGACGGAUUUCUUCCUUGAUGCUCAAGGAUUACCAGUUCUCCUACAUUACAAUUUUGGGCACCAGAUUCUGAACACUUGGGACGGAUCUUUGCCCGUCUCCAAUUCCCUAAGUGACGGGUCCCCAGUUCCAGCUUGCAUUCUUACCUGUUUGUCUUUUGUAGAUCACUAAGCUCAGGCCCAGUUCCCUCAGGAGCUCAGCCCCAGGUGACCUUGCUCCUGGUCACACCUCCUGGCCCUGCUGUGCCUUAUCUACCCAGAUGUGCCUGGAGCUCCCAGAGCUCACCAGCUCUUCCUGAUGUGCCUGGCUUCCAGCAGCUUUGUGGUCCUUCAGUCUGCUGAAUGUGAGAAGGAUGGGAGACACUGCUGCGCCACCCACCUUUCCUCAAAGGCCACAGAAUGAUCACCUGAUGUCGCCCAGAGCAUUCCAACACUGGCAGUAGUCUCCCCGGCUUACUUCUCUGACACCAGGACUGGGGCCAGGCCAAGACCACCCAGACAGCCCCCAACCAAAAGUCUGGGUCCUCUUGUGGGCCCAGGAGACACAUUCAACAGUGGGCACAAAGGCCACGCAGGGGUGAAUUUUGGUAUAGGGAGGGUGGCUAGAGGGAGGAGCCAUGCGCCUUAUCCAGUGAUGUAGUCAUGGAUACCCCAGGAUGCCUUUUGGAAUAAAGUUUGGUUUGUCUGA